Molecule: messenger RNA, 2205 nt
Organism: Symbiodinium sp. CCMP2592
Lineage: Eukaryota; Dinophyceae; Suessiales; Symbiodiniaceae
Source: the annotation of a GenBank genome assembly
AUGUCCAUCGCUUCCUUCAGUCAGCUGAAAGCGACAUACCUCCAAGUCAUUGAAAGAACUCUCGAGCUCGGCGAUCCCAGCGACUUCGCCAGCGGUUCGCUGAUCUUCGAGCGAUGGCGUGCAGCCCUGCAGAGGCGCCUCCGCGCACUCCAGGAGAAGAAUCCUACGAAGUAUGGGGCGCCUGGCACCACCGCGCAUUUGCACUACCAGGCGCCGGGACACGAGGAUGUCUUGGGUGCGGUCAAGGACAUUGUAGAUAUAGCCGCAGCGCAAAAAGGCUUCGAAAUCUUGAACCGUGUGGAAGUCGCACCGGCUCUCAUGAUCAUGGACCUGGAUGCAGAGGCCGCCGGCGGAUUCCCAGAAGUCCCCGAGGCCGAGGAAGGCUCCGCCACAGCCUCGGAGGAGGAAAAGGAGUUGAUGCCGCUGUUUGGUGCUCCUGCGCCGGACAAACCUCGACGAAAGCGCUCAAAGGUCGCUGCAGGCUUCCCUGCCAUCGCCCCGGGUACCCCUGGGUUUCGCUCGGGCGUCCCCGGGACGCCGGGGCCCGGGACGCCAGGCUUCCCUGCCAUCGCCCCGGGUACCCCUGGGUUUCGCUCGGGCGUCCCCGGAACGCCGGGGCUUCAGAUGCCACGCACGCCAGGCGUCCCUCUCCCGCUGAGCCCUGGCGCUCCGGGCCUCAUCUCGCCGUCGACUCCGGGGCUCGCUCCUGGCACGCCCGGGAGCUCCUUGGCCCUUUUGCCGCCUUUGCUCUCGCCGCCGCAGAAGGCGCCAGCUGUUGACAGCAUCAAGGAGGAGGACGAGUUUCGCGGAGCCUUCGAGGAUGCACAGGUCAUCGUAGCGAGCACAGGGCGUGGAGACACGCAGCCUGAUGAGGCCGUCGAGACGGCACCGAUGAUCCAUGAAGGCGUCCUGAGCGGCUCUGAGGGCGAAUCCGAGCUGAACUCAGAUCUGGACGACGAUGAGGAGGAGGAAGCAAACGCCCGUCGUGCAAAGAUGUCGAACUUGCUUAUGGAUCUCUUCAUUGCUUCCAGGUUUGCCAUCGCGACGAAGAAAUCUUGGGAGAAGACCCUGACGCCCGAUCGAUGCGCUCCCAAUCUGGCUGAAGAUGAGCGUCCCGGCUGCAGGGGAUUUGGCUGCACAGGCAUGAGUUCGAAGAGUUGGCUAAGCCUGCGUGAUGAAGGUUGCGUUCUCCCCGGAGACACCUGUUGCCGCAACGACCUCAAUCAGCAAGUUUCCUACAUGCUGGAGGAGGACUUCAUCUGGGCGGAGAGCGACUGGCUGGACCCGCAGGAGUUGUUCACAGUGCCAACGCAACAGACAUGGAAGUUUCAAUCCACAGCCAAGGUGAUGAGCAUCUGCCUGGCCGCAUUUGCAUUGAUGGCAUGCUGGCAGUUCGUGGCACCCGUGUUCGUGCAGCCCAAGACCAACAGGGGCCUGGAGGCAGCUGCGCCGGCAGCCAUGGGCGCUCUCGUCUCGAUGGCCUCGUCUUUGCCUGCUGAGGCAACGGUCCCCGCCAAGGGCCCACUUUAUGGGACGGAGCUUUGCACCAAGCCGCUGAUCUACAUCAUCUACCCGCUUUGCGAGCCUGUCUUCCUGGUGUGCCCCCUCUACAACUUUCCGAUCGUGUUGGGCUUCUUCGCUGCUCUCGUCACGGUGAUCAACCUCAUCCUGCCCGAGACCCAGCCUGACGAGGACCUGAGGGUAACUGGUAACAUGUUAGCAGACUGGCGUUCAAACCUGAUCUCAUCGCAGUGCAAUUGGCUUCAGCGGACGUUCGACUUACACCUAUUUUCCCCAAGGGUGAAGUCAAGCAUCAUGGCCCGCCGUGGACGCAGCCUCGUAAUGAGCAUCUGCCUGGCCGCAGUGGCAUUGAUGGCAUGCUGGCAGUUCGUGGCACCCGUGUUCGUGCAGCCCAAGACCAACAGGGGCCUGGAGGCAGCUGCGCCGGCAGCCAUGGGCGCUCUCGUCUCGAUGGCCUCGUCCUUGCCUGCUGAGGCAACGGUCCCCGCCAAGGGCCCACUUUACGGCACGGAGCUUUGCACCAAGCCGCUGAUCUACAUCAUCUACCCGCUUUGCGAGCCUGUCUUCCUGGUGUGCCCCCUCUACAACUUUCCGAUUGUCUUGGGCUUCUUCGCUGCCCUCGUCACGGUGAUCAACCUCAUCCUGCCCGAGACCCAGCCUGACGAGGACCUGAGGGUUGGCUGA